Molecule: messenger RNA, 1278 nt
Organism: Hemisphaericaspora subhashii
Lineage: Eukaryota; Fungi; Ascomycota; Pichiomycetes; Serinales; Debaryomycetaceae
Product: histidine phosphatase family protein
Exons: 2
Coding region: 1-1278 (425 amino acids)
Cellular component (GO): fungal-type cell wall
Molecular function (GO): acid phosphatase activity
Source: RefSeq, a predicted model, not a curated record
AUGGUUUCAAUAUCCAAAUUAUUACAAGGCGGACUCUUAAUAAUCGGUCAAUCCGCCUAUCAUUUAGCCACCCCCGAACAAGCGUCGGUUGAUAACUGCAAUAUAAUUAGAUUCUUAGGUGGGUCGGCCCCUUAUAUACAACACCCGGGAUAUGGCAUCUCAUCCGACAUUCCUUCGAUUUGUGGAUUGGAACAAGGACAAUUGGCAUUUUUGAAUGAUUAUGAUUAUUUCGCAAAGGACGAAUCUCAAUUUGGAUUGGAAACUACUGAUGAAAAUUCCCAGGGUCCUUUCGCUGGGACGAGAGAUUUGUUCAGACAUGGAGCAUAUUUCAGAUCUAGAUAUAAUGAUCUAUAUAAUCUGAGUUAUACCUUGCCGGUCUUUACUACCAAUUCUAAUCGAGUACAUAAAUCAGCUGAGUGCUUCGUCAAAGGCUUCUUAGGUGAUGAAUAUGGAACUGACAAAAUCAAGUUCAAUAUCUUGGCCAAAGACCCUUCGCUUGGAGCUAAUACAUUAACCCCGAGAUAUGCUUGUGCUAAUUACGAUAUAGCAGCUAAUUCAAAAUUACUUCACAAUCGGAAUGAUCAAUUUCUAUACGAUAUUCUUGAGCGGAUUACAAAAGAUAAUAAUGAUAUCAAAUUAACCAAACAUGAUAUUAUAAAUCUAUUCGAUUGGUGUGCUUAUGAAAUCAACGUAACUGGACAAUCACCCGUCUGUGAUUUAUUCACCAAUGAUGACUUAGUUGCAUAUGCUUAUUACAAGGAUUUGGGUAAAUUCUAUACUUCGGGUCCGGGGAAUAACAUGUCUACGGUAAUAGGUUCGGUGUUAUUGAAUGCUUCAUUGGUUUUAUUAGAAGAUACCGAGGCUGAUAAUAAGAUUUGGUUGAAUUUUAUUCAUGAUACAGAUAUUGAUCAUUAUAUGAGUGCCUUGGGGAUAUUUACACCGGAAUAUCCCUUGCCUGUUGAUGAGAUCUUAUUUGAUAGAAAGUUUGUACAUGCUAAUUUAGUUCCACAAGGUGCAAGAUUAUAUACUGAGAAGUAUAAUUGUGAUGGUGAUUCAUAUGUGAGAUUUGUGCUUAAUGAUGCUGUUAUUCCGAUUCCUGGUUGUAAUAAUGGCCCUGGAUUCUCUUGUGGAUUUGAUGACUUCCGUAGCUUUAUCAAACAGAGAUUAGAGAGGAUUGACUAUAUAGAGGAAUGUGGAGUUCCAGCAAAUGUUAGUCAAAGUUUAACAUUUUAUUGGGAUUUUAAGACUAAAAACUACACUGCUCCUUUUGAAGUAUAG